Dicrocoelium dendriticum is the source of this 387-nucleotide messenger RNA. NCBI's taxonomy places the organism in Eukaryota, Metazoa, Platyhelminthes, Trematoda, Plagiorchiida, Dicrocoeliidae. The record is from the annotation of a GenBank genome assembly.
AUGAGAGGAAUAAAAGUUUUACUUUUCGUCGCCAUGGCCGGGGCUUGUUCCUUCACCUUUUUACUGUUGGCCUGCGCUCUACCCCAAUACAAUGCCUGGUGGCCAAUGUUUGUUCUCCUCUUCUACCUGGUCACGCCAUUUCCGAUUGCUAUUGGACGAAAUCAGGACGAAGCUAAUAAUGUGCGUGACGUAUGCGUUUUCAUCACCACCGUGCUGAUAUUUUCUGCCUAUGCACUCCCUAUUCUUCUAGCCAGAAUCCCGGUUAAUUCACCCGCGAUUCAUUGGGGCGCUUGUGCACUCACACUUAGCGCCAAUACCCUCAUGUUUGUGGUCAUAUUUUGGGUUAUUUACCUGGCUUUAAAAGGAGAAGACUUCUUUUAUACUUAA